AUGGGUGACCCCGUAAUCUUCGAGAAACUUAACGUGGGGGCAUCCUCUGUCCCCCCACCCCCCAAAAAACCGAAAAAAAAGGUGGUGAAGGUGCGACCCAACGACAAGGACGCCAAGCUCAAGUACCAGGAGUGUCACAAGAUCGUGAAGCAGAAGGCGUUCGAGCGCGCCAUCGCCAGCGACGAGCACAAGCGCUCCGUCGUCGACUCCCUCGACAUCGAGAGCAUGA
This is a messenger RNA of Apaloderma vittatum (bar-tailed trogon), 229 nucleotides long. It is a transcript of the gene PPP5D1, whose product is annotated as PPP5 tetratricopeptide repeat domain containing 1. Lineage: Eukaryota; Metazoa; Chordata; Aves; Trogoniformes; Trogonidae. The transcript has a single exon. The record is from RefSeq and is a predicted model, not a curated record. Gene Ontology annotation, molecular function: protein binding. The annotation marks the transcript as partial.